Messenger RNA from Drosophila eugracilis, 1891 nucleotides. RefSeq names its product 4-coumarate--CoA ligase 1-like. Bases 3 to 1610 code for a protein of 535 amino acids. Gene Ontology annotation, biological process: fatty-acyl-CoA biosynthetic process; long-chain fatty acid metabolic process. NCBI's taxonomy places the organism in Eukaryota, Metazoa, Arthropoda, Insecta, Diptera, Drosophilidae. Gene Ontology annotation, molecular function: long-chain fatty acid-CoA ligase activity. The record is from RefSeq and is a predicted model, not a curated record. The transcript is spliced from 5 exons.
UAAUGGAAGGAUUCCCCACAACUUACGAUGCGCAGAAUCGGAUCUGGAGUGGAGCCAAACGGGUUCCUACAUACACCGAAGAGACGUCUAUUGGCAAGAUAAUAUGCAACGUAAUGAGGAACUGGCCAAACAACGUCUGUCAGAUAAACGAUGUGGAUGGCGUGGAAUUGACCUUUGGCCAAGGCAUAACUUGGGCUAUACGUAUAGCCCAGAUCUUUAAGAGUAAGGGACUCAAGUAUCCGGACGUGAUUGGCAUUACGGCCAGAAACUCCACCUAUGUAACUCCUGUGGCAGUAGCUUGUCUGUUGAAUGGAACUCCCUUUCAUGCGGUGAAUCCGGUGUCUGACGAAGUUACGCUGACUCACAUUUUGUCGAUAACCAAACCAACUGUUCUAUUUUGCGAGGGACAGGAUGUUGAGAAAGUUCGUGCAGCGACGAAAGCAUGGCAGCCAGAGAUCUUUACAGUCGUUGACCCCAUUGAAGGAGUCCCUCAUAUUGAUACUCUUCUGGCGCCUACAAGUACAGAAAUAUUGUACCAGCCAGAACUUUUGAAGGAAGGGGGUGAACAGACCAUGGCCAUUUUGUGCUCAUCCGGGACAACAGGCUUGCCCAAAGCCGUUUGCAUAUCCAACCAAACACUUUUCUUGGAGUACUUUAUAAUGAACAGCGAAUUAGUCACAUUUUCCGCAAGUGGUCUGGACUGGUAUAGUGGUCUGACCUCCUUUCUCUUGAGCACUGUCAUUGGUAGCACCCGCAUUAUUACCAACAAGCCAUUCGCACCAGACUAUUUCGUAGAACUUGUCAAGAAGUAUAAGAUCAACUUUGUAAUUCUGCCCCCUCGUCAUAUGUCUGCAUUGACCGCAUAUCCGGGAGCCACAAAGGAAGCUUUGGCCUCUAUCUCUACCAUAAACUACGGAGGUGGUUUUACAUCUAUGACCACAAUGAAGAAAAUGCAGGAGCUCUGCCCGGAUGCAAUGCUGUGCUCAGGUUAUGGAAUGACCGAAGUCGGUGGAGUAGCCUUUAAUUUUGGGCUCGAUAACGCCAACGCAGCUGGAAAGCCACUGACAGGCAUAAGAAUUCGAAUUGUGGAUGAAGCUGGCAAGAAUCUGGGUUACAAUAAGACGGGAGAGAUCUAUGUCCAUACAGGUCUUCCCUGGAAAGGAUACUAUGGAAAUCCCAUUGAGACUCGACGAACCCAGGACGAUAAAGGAUGGGUGCAUACCGGCGAUCUGGGUUAUUUUGAUGACACGAAUCUGCUAUAUGUGGUGGAUCGAAAGAAAGAGAUUUUCAAGUACCAGGGAAAUCAUUACUGUCCGUCAGAAAUCGAAGGUGUUAUCUCAGAGCUACCCGAAGUGGACGAAGUGUGUGUGAUAAGCAUCUAUAAUGAGCAACAAGGUGAUGCUGCGGGUGCCCUGGUGGUCAAGAGACAAGGAACCGCAAUUACUCCUAAGGAAAUAGCAGAUCAUGUGGCCAAGAGACUUCCUUCGAUUCAGAAGCAACUUCACGCUGGGGUUCAGUUUACCGACAAGCUGCCAGCUAAUCCAAAUGGAAAGACAUUACGACGGCUGGCACGAGAGGAGUUCGUUGCGAAGAAAGACGCUGGAAAAUAAUAUUUUAUUAGUGUAGUUAAAUUAAAUUUCAUUUUUUUUUAACUUUACAUAAUCUCAUUAUUUGGUAUUUCCCUUUAUUUGGGUCAACACACACCCGAGUGACAAACUCUUAUAAUUUUAUAGCUAAUAGUAUUUGUUAAUGAAUGAAAUUAUUAAUCAGAAAGUUGUACAGAUAAGAAAACUUGGAACUUUCAAUGUCAACAAUUAGGUAAUAAUCAGUUCUGAGUUAUGAUUGACAGACUUAGACAGGCUUAUCGCAAUCUAAUGUGUACACAUAUUUA